This is a messenger RNA of Bubalus bubalis (water buffalo), 2232 nucleotides long. RefSeq names its product disintegrin and metalloproteinase domain-containing protein 20. Gene Ontology annotation, cellular component: plasma membrane; sperm head plasma membrane; external side of plasma membrane. Gene Ontology annotation, biological process: male gonad development; proteolysis. The transcript has a single exon. Bases 18 to 2198 code for a protein of 726 amino acids. The record is from RefSeq and is a predicted model, not a curated record. Gene Ontology annotation, molecular function: metalloendopeptidase activity. NCBI's taxonomy places the organism in Eukaryota, Metazoa, Chordata, Mammalia, Artiodactyla, Bovidae.
UCCACGUGAUGUCAUAAAUGGCUGGGGGUGAGACACCGGUGUAUGUGAGGAUCAGUCUCCUGCUGCUCCGGUUGGGGGUGUUUCUAUUCCUUUCUGGAUCAUCCUCCAUUGAGCACUCCCAACACCAUGGUCUUCCAGAGGUGGUGGUACCCUUGAAGAUAACAUACACUGGCAGCGGCAUGAAGCCUUCUGGAUGGCUCUCUUACAGCCUGCGCUUUGGAGGCCAGAGACACAUUCUUCACAUGAAAGUCAACAAGCUUUUGUUCUCUAAACACCUACCAGUGUUCACCUACACAGACCAGCACGGGCUAACAGAGGACCAGCCUUUUGUCCAGAAUGACUGUUACUAUCAGGGUUACAUGGAAGGGGAUCCAGAAUCCCUGGUUGCCCUCAGUACAUGUUUGGGGGGCUUUCAAGGAACAUUACAGAUACAUAACGUUGUUUAUGAAAUCAAGCCCAAAAGGCUUUCUACCUCAUUUGAGCAUCUGCUAUACAAGAUGGUAGAUGAGACAGAAUUUCCACCCAAGAGAUGUGGAUUAACAGAUGAAGAAAUAGCACGACAACUGAAAUUUCUUCAAGAGAGUGUUAAUUAUACUUUGAAGCAAAGUGGAUAUGUUGGCUGGUGGACUCACAGGCGUUUCCUUGAACUGGCAGUGUUGGUAGACCACGGUCGGUAUCUUUAUCACCAAAGUAAUACCUCAAGUGUGCAGUCUGAAGUAUGCAUGGUUGUCAAUGGAAUAGAUAACUUUUUACAUUCACUGGAUGUUAAUGUGGUUUUGAUUGGAAUCGAGAUCUGGUCUGAAGACAACCUCCUUCCAACAACAAACAUAAGUAUUCUCUUGGAAGAAUUUUGCAUGUGGAAGGGAAAAAGUUUUAAUACCCGCUUACCACAUGAUAUUGCACAUGUUUUCAUAAAGGAAAAUUACGGCCGCCUUCUUGGCUUAGCCUAUGUUGGAACUGUGUGUAAUCAACUUUAUAACUGUGGGGUUGAUAGCUUUCUGAAUGACGAAUUGCAAGAGUUUGCAUAUAUUGUAUCACAUGAGAUUGGUCACAAUCUGGGUAUGCGACAUGAUGAUAAAAUAUGUAAAUGUGGAAGUAGAAAAUGCAUAAUGUUUCCAAGUAAAACUGUGGCAACUCGAUUCAGCAACUGCAGUUAUGCUUCAUACUGGAACGUUGUUGGCAACGUGAGGUGCAUGCACAUUUCACCAAAUCCAGAGAAUAUCUUCAGGCAGACACGCUGUGGGAACAGUGUGCUUGAAGAAGGAGAAGAGUGUGACUGUGGUUCCACAUAUACCUGUGCAAAAGAUCCCUGCUGUCAGUCAGACUGCACUCGGAGAGUUGGGGCUACUUGUGCUUUUGGCCUUUGCUGUGAGAACUGCACGUUCAUGCCAUCAGGCUCCAUGUGUAGGAAAGAAGAAAAUGAAUGUGAUCUUCCAGAGUGGUGCAAUGGGACAUCCUAUCAGUGUCCAGAAGAUGUGUACAUGCAGGAUGGGACCUCCUGCACAGGCGGUGGUUACUGCUAUGAAAAGAGAUGCAAUGACCGCAAUGAACAGUGUAGGAAAAUUUUUGGCAAAGAGGCCAAGAAUGCAAAUGAGAAUUGCUACAAGGAAGUGAAUAUGCGAGGUGACCGUUUUGGUAACUGUGGUCUCACAGCCAGUUCUUAUAUACAAUGUGGAAUCCCAGAUAUUCUGUGUGGUAGGGUUCAGUGUGAGAAUGUGACAGAAAUCCCCCGCCUAAGAGAUCAUUCUACUGUGCAUUGGACUCGAAUAAAUGGAGUCAACUGCUGGGGUACAGACUACCAUCUUGGGAUGACCAUACCUGAUAUUGGUGAAGUGAAAGAUGGUACAGAGUGCGGUGCAAAUCAUAUCUGCAUGGAAAGGAAGUGUACUUUUAUGCCCAGUUUCGAAAGUGGCUGUUCACCUGAGACCUGCAAUAUGAAUGGAGUCUGCAACAACAGACAACACUGCCACUGCAACUCCGAGUGGGACCCUCCCCACUGCCAGGAAAAAGGUACUGGAGGUAGUGUGGACAGCGGCCCACCGCCAGGCAGAGAUGAAGUGCAGGACCACCGUUACCUGCUGCUAUUUCGCUUGACUCCUUUGUUUUUCAUGUUAUUUUGUUUGUUAAUGUGGCUGUUUAAGAAACUAAAAGAAUUAAUUGGGCAAGAAGAGAAAAGUGCUCCAGCUGAACCUCAGUGAGAAGGACAAUGUGUUGAGACAAUACUUAAGGAAA